AUGGGACGAAGGACUCUCAAUGUUGAGGUGUUUAAGGGUCCUGGCGCAACUCUAGAGAAAGAGGGAGGGAGGGGUGGGGAGAAGGAAGGUGGAGGGAAGGAUGUUCGAUUCGUCACCUGCCUUGCUAUCAGGUUUACUGCACGAUAAGA
This is a messenger RNA of Strongylus vulgaris, 149 nucleotides long. The record is from the annotation of a GenBank genome assembly. Lineage: Eukaryota; Metazoa; Nematoda; Chromadorea; Rhabditida; Strongylidae.